This is a messenger RNA of Tigriopus californicus, 1123 nucleotides long. RefSeq names its product DNA repair protein complementing XP-A cells homolog (gene Xpac). The transcript has a single exon. Gene Ontology annotation, molecular function: damaged DNA binding. Gene Ontology annotation, cellular component: nucleotide-excision repair factor 1 complex. The record is from RefSeq and is a predicted model, not a curated record. Gene Ontology annotation, biological process: nucleotide-excision repair involved in interstrand cross-link repair; nucleotide-excision repair, DNA damage recognition; base-excision repair. Lineage: Eukaryota; Metazoa; Arthropoda; Copepoda; Harpacticoida; Harpacticidae. Bases 77 to 1039 code for a protein of 320 amino acids.
CUAAUCCUCCCGUUGUGUAAGACCAGAAACAUCGGUCCCAGCUCCAAAAGAACAGGGGUUCCAAGUGCCGUUCAUAAUGAGCAAGUCCAUUUUUGCCAUGGAAGACGACGAUGAAGACCUCGUGGACCCUCCCAAGCCACCUGAUACCAAGGAUGACCCUCUGUUCGACGAUGACGAUGACUUAUUGGAAGGCGUUGCCGUAGAAGAGAUCUCUGUUCCAAAUCCCACGAGUACCCCGCCUGUUCCUCUAACGAUGAGUCAAAAAGCUAGAAUGGAACGGAAUCGCCUCAAGGCCAAGAGUCUCAAACAAGCUCGACUGAUGGCACGCCCUUAUGCUAAUAACCCGGGCUCCUCUCGGGAUCAAGUAACGGGCGAGAAACUUAUUCGGGUCCAAGAGAAGAAGCUGGUGGAUUCCGGAGCCGGAUUUUUUAUUGAGGAGACCUCCGAAGGCUCAGAUGCGAUUGAUCCGAGCACAUUUGUCCAACUACCGGCCCCAAUCAUCAAACCUGAUCAACCUUCUUGCUUGGAAUGCCAGGAGAACUUCUCGGACUCGUUUCUAUUCCGUACCUUUGACAUCUCGGUGUGCGACAAGUGCAAGGAGACCGAGAGGGAUGGCAAGCACGAGCUCAUCACAAAAACGGAUGCCAAGAACACGUUCUUACUCAAAGAUGUGGAUAUUGACAAACGGGAGCCUGUCUUGAAAUUUAUCAUCCGGAAGAAUCCGCAUAAUCCCCGGUGGGGGGACAUGAAAUUGUUCCUGAGAUCUCAGAUUGAAGAUCGGGCAUUGGAGGUGUGGGGAUCGGAGGAAGCCCUGGAGAGACAACACGAUUUGCGGGAUGAGAAGAAGGAAAAGACGAAAGCGAAGCGGUUCAAUAAUCAGAUUAAAGCCUUGCGAAUGCAGGUCCGGGGCUCACUCUACAAAAAAGAUCUCUCCACUCACAAACAUGAGUUUGGUGAAGAGCAUUAUGACGAGAAACAAGACGAUUAUUAUCAAAAGUGUCAGAGCUGUGAGUUCGUCAAACGGUAUGAAAAGAUGUGAAGGAGAUGGCACCUUCUUGGAUGAAUUAUCAGUAUUACUUAAAUUGACGUGGCCAAUACAAAAACUUGAUAUAUUUCACCAAUA